Molecule: messenger RNA, 5341 nt
Organism: Rhineura floridana
Lineage: Eukaryota; Metazoa; Chordata; Lepidosauria; Squamata; Rhineuridae
Gene: DUSP9
Product: dual specificity phosphatase 9
Exons: 4
Coding region: 1737-2816 (359 amino acids)
Biological process (GO): protein dephosphorylation; negative regulation of MAPK cascade
Cellular component (GO): cytosol; cytoplasm
Molecular function (GO): protein tyrosine/threonine phosphatase activity; MAP kinase tyrosine/serine/threonine phosphatase activity
Source: RefSeq, a predicted model, not a curated record
CAGCCAAGCAGGCGGCGCUGGAAACGUUCGCCCGAUGUUCUUAGAGCGGGGGAGUGGGAGGACGGGAGGAACCCAGCAGUCUCUCCUUCCUCGCCACCUGCUUCUCAUCUACUGGCCUUCCCGCCCUUUCAUGUUUCGCUCUGGGAUCUUAAAAUAAUAAUACAAAAGUCACCCCUACGGUCUCCCCACCCCGCGUAUAAAGUUGGCUGUAGCAUAACAAGCAAUCAAGCAAAGGUUGCGGGCUACCGGAUAUUUCCAUCCUUUCUUUUUCACCCUGCAGAUGGAGGCGACCGAGUACUUUGCCACUACUCUGCCUCCUACUGCUACAGCGACAGCGGCUCUUUCUCCUAGCGACGAAAGCGAAGGAACUGGAUCAGGCCAUUAAUUUCAAGCAGACGAAGAUAACCGAGCCGGCCGGGGCAAAGAAGCGCUGGUGGAGCUGCGGAGGUUUCGCUUGUUUGUUUUUGGGCCCGGGAGCAUCUUGCAGCAGGGAUCCGCUUCGCCCGCCUCUCUGGAAAGCCAGCGCUUGCUGCGGGGGCUGAAGAGACACGCGGAGGAGUUUCUGCGUUUGGGUCGUGCGUGUUGUCGAACUGCUGCCAGUAUCCAGCGCCUCCGCCCGCAAGAUCGGAAACGCUUUCCAAGGCGUCCGAAAAGUAUGGCGAGACCUACAGGGUUCGUCCAGCAUCCAUGCUAGCGUCCCCCUGUUCUCUGGAAGCCUGAGGUGUCGCACUUGGUCCCCAGAGUGUGCAUCCCUCUCUGUCUCUCGUGUGGUCCCUUCUUCGUUUUCUACUCCCCCCACCCUCCCCGGCUUAUCUGGAUGCCUGCUUCCCACAGACCCACUCCUCCCUGGCCUCUGCUCCAGCGCAUCCUCUCCAGUGGUGUUGGAUAGACUGCUGUUGGAAGAAGGGAAGGAUCAAAGGAGUUUUCUUCAGGCUGGACCACAAGUUGUGGCUGUCCUCAACCAGCACAGACCUACCAGUAACUGUCAGGGCGGCAACAAUAGGAGGCUUGUUUGGGGGAAACAAAAUAAGCUGGAUUUAGACACCGGGGGGGGGGUGAAAGCUUGUCAGGCCCACCUUGCUAUCCUAAUUUUGGCCAGCUCCAGCUAUCUCUGAUUUGGCGGACUGUCCCUUGCAUAGCGGUGCCAGGGAAACCACACCAGUGAGGCAGGUCAGGAUCCUGAGUGGAGUGUCCGAGAAGCAGCUUUUUCCACAGGACAAACCAUUCUUGGAAAAUUCUCCAUAGGGCCUCUUCUCCUGCAGGCUGUCAUGAAGCCCUGGGAUCUGACUCUCAUUUUAUACCUUCACCUCUUGAGAGGUUGCAUCCCACUCCUCUCCCUCCAAAGAGACUGAAGGAUGAUUUCCAUGCGUGGAUUCGCACCUCGUUGUGCUCCCCUCUUAUUUUGCUAGUAACAGCUCUUUUCAUCUCAAUGGAUGAGGCGAGACCUUCUGUGUCGGCAGCAUGGUGCAACGAUUCCUCCUGGGCAAAGGCAUCUGGGGACUUUGGAUCCUGAGUUUGGGACAAUCUCCUGCCGUCUGACAAAAAAAGUCCCCUGCACAUUGUCCUUUCGCAGGUCAAGGGUGAGCUGGUGGAUGUGGCAGACGUUGCUUUUACGGGCAGCCUGGUGCCUGCCCAUUGCAAGAGAGGGAAAUUCAGAUGGUGCUCUGAGAUUUGGGCAGGAUUAGGGUGGGGAGUCGUUUGACUGUGAAGAUUCUGACCGGCCGGCUUGUAGCCACAUGGAAGACCCGGGCAAGUCCACGUCCUGGCUGGGGGCCGAGCUGGCCUCUCCUUCUCCGUACCUGCAUAUCUUGGACUGCCGCAGCCGGGAGCUGUACGACUCAUCCCACGUGGAGCGGGCACUGAGUGUGGCCCUGCCAGGGCUGCUACUGCGGCGUCUCCGUAAGGGGAAUCUUUCGGUCCGGUCCUUGUUGCCUGGGCCCCCGCAGGGCCUUGGGGAUAAUGCAGUGUUACUGUAUGAUGAGGGAACCUUCCAGCUCCCCCGAUCAGGGAAGCAGGAGGAGGAGGAAGAGUCAGUGCUGGUGACACUGCUGCAGAAGCUACGGGAGGAAGGUUGUCCUGCCUACUACCUGCAGGGAGGCUUCAAUAAAUUCCAGGCUGAAUGGCCACACCUCUGUGAGACCAACCUGGACACAGCCAGUGCCAGUAGCUCACCUGUGCCCCUGGCAGCUCCUGUUGUGGGGCUGGGUGGCUUGAGCCUAAACUCGGACUGCUCCGAUGCUGAGUCGGAGCCCCUAAGCAGUGGCAUGGAGUUGGAAGGGGCAAGCCCCCCAUCCUUCCCUGUGCAGAUUCUCCCCAAUCUCUACCUGGGCAGCGCCCGUGACUCUGCCAACAUGGACACUCUGGCCAAGCUGGGCAUCCACUACAUCCUCAACGUCACGCCCAACCUGCCCAACCUCUUUGAGAAGAACGGUGACUUCCAUUACAAGCAGAUCCCCAUCUCGGACCACUGGAGCCAGAACCUCUCUCAGUUCUUCCCUGAGGCCAUUGAGUUCAUUGAUGAGGCCCUGUCUCGGAACUGUGGCAUUCUGGUGCACUGCUUGGCGGGGAUCAGCCGUUCCGUUACCGUCACUGUAGCCUACCUCAUGCAGAAGCUCAACCUGUCCCUCAACGAUGCCUAUGACUUGGUGAAGAGGAAGAAGUCCAACAUCUCGCCCAACUUCAACUUCAUGGGGCAGCUGCUGGAUUUUGAAAAGUCUCUGGGGCUCAGCGGGGGCAACCGGCGGCCUGCCUCUGGACAGGCCUGCUUCUUCACCUCGCCAACUGGCAACAGCGUCUUUGAACUGGAUCCCACGUAGCGACACAAAAAUGGUGCUGGCUUCUCUUGCCAUCAGCCUCCUUCUGCGCCUAAAUUCUACUCGCCUGCCCUGGUGGCAGAGUCCUUUUGGGACCAACUGAAUACCUCACGCCAGAGUGGGAGGCUCCUCCCUCAGAACCGACUGCCACUUCCAGAGAAGGUUCUUGUUGCCUUUUGUUGUUUUUUGUUGUCUGAUGCAUCAACAAUUGGUGCUUUGUACCUUACCAAACUUGUAGUUAAGCUGAUGGAGCCAGACCAAUAACCAAAGACCCUUCCCCAUCCCCCCCAACUAACCCUUUCACCUCCCUCUCUGUCCCCAAAGAGCCCUGUAAAACACUGAGAAUCCCCCACUUUUCUGGAGCCUGUUGUUUUCAGGAGUGUUUGCUCUGGACAUACAACAUGUUGAACAUGGUCCAGACCACCCUGUCAAAAUGUCAAGAUUUGGGAUGCGCUGUUUUCAGGGCUGGACCCUGCUGGUUGCUAAAGUGCCCACCUUAUACAGAGUGUUUCCCAUUCUACAGCCAUAAUCUAGAAAUUAAUUAGGUUGGAGACCUACAGCUCCCAUGAGGAUCCUCCCUACACAAGACUUCUGGUUCUACAGUUAAUCAGCUUAAGAGGAGGGGAGGGGAUAAGAGAGACAGAAUCUGGAAGAGAGAAACCAGUCUACCAUGGUAGUUCUACAGUGAAUAAAGGGAGUCUUUGAUAAUAAUGCCAGACCAGAAGCCUGUAUCUCAAAGGUGAGAGGUUCUCCAGCUGGCUAUCUUGUUCUUGGUUUUAGAAGCCUGGACCACUGAUUCCAAAACAAUGUCACAGCAUGUAUAGUCUGAGACUCUAAAAUUGCCUUAAAGAGCCUCUACCAGGUCUGGUACAAGACACCAAACAGAAGAAUCUGCACCCUUUUUAUGUUAAGCCUUCAGCCUCUGGAAUUCUACCAUGCCAGGCCCAAGAACUCCAGCUCUGGAAGUGGGACAGUUAAGGAAUGACCAGGUCAGUAACCUAUAGCUCUGGACGCAGGCUCAGAAGCCUGUAUCAUCUAUCAUACCUCAUCCACUUUCAGCCCCAAGACUCCCUCUCCCAAAAGCAGGCAAGCCAGCCACUCUGGAAUUCAUCCAGCUGUUUAGGAAAAGGAGAAGGAAAUUGUAUGAGAUUGAAGCUUUGGAACAGAUUCGCAUGAGGGAGGCAGCCGGGAGACCUAGAUAAUAAGGAGCAGAGUGAUCAGUUCCUGCACAGAGGUGGCGAAAGUGGAGCAGCUCUGAGUUUAAUGUGUGUGUUUGUACAGAUUUUGAAUGUGUGUGUGUAUGCCUUAAUGCCUCCGUGUAAGCAACCAGAGCUGUGAACGUGUGUACUGGACACUGUCUAUACACCUGCAUGCAGGGCUUCAUUUGUGCCCAGGCUUAGUGCCAGAACUUAGGGCUGGAACUUGUUUUCACUGCCAGGGCUCAGUCCAGGGAGAAGUUAAGUAAUAACAAAGAAGAUAGCACUUCUGAGCAUGUGCAGAAAAAAAGGAAUCAAAGAAAUAACAGGUAAAUGUGCAGGGUGUGUUUUCCCUCCCCAUCAAGGUGCAACAGCCUGAAUCUGCAAUCAAGGGGCUAGAGUUUCUGAAUCAAAUGAUGUGACUUGUAAGCAAGUAUGGGUCUCAGCACUUGUCUAUUUUUAUUUUAUUUGUAUUAAAUUAUCUACAGCCUGUAAGUGAGUUCGUUCAGAUAACAGAUUGUGCCUAUGUGUUUAAACUAUCACCAGGGUAUUCUGAUGCACUCUGUUUAAGGAUAUUACCCUUGGUUUGUUCACUGUGGAUCUGCUGGCCAUAAUCCCAUAGGACUGCAGAAUUUGGUGUUUUCUACAAGAUUGGCUUCCUGCUCAUCCUGCCAUUAUUCGUUUAUUUUUAAAAGCAGCUCUGAAAAUAUGCCUAAAAGUGUUUGUGGGCGAUGCUUGCUGAAAUAAUCUCAAGGAGCUGCUGAAUGUGAGAUUCUAGGGAUCCAAGGAUGGGGCUCCAUACCUUCUGGUCCCUCCCCUUAUGAUUAGCAAAAGCAGGGAAAAUGAUGGUGCAAAGUUGUGAACAAAAUUUGCAGACUAACAGUACAAUCCUAUGUGUGCAUGCACAGACGUAAAUUCUAUUGAGUCCAGUGGGACUUACUCCCAGGUAAAUGUGUAUAGGAUUACAGCUUAAGUUAUGCAAAAAAAAACAAUUAUGCAAAUUUGCUCGACUAGUGUAAUUCAUGUGGGUUGCAGAAUUUUGGGGAUUUGGAUUGCCUGGACAUAGACUUUUAUUUGGCUCUAUACUACAGUUCUGUGUACCUGUAUGUGAAAAAUGCAAGUUUGCAUAUGAGUCCAUGUAUGUUUCUGCAGCCCUGCUUCUCUUUAUGGCAGCUAAGAGACUGCCUAGGGAUGAGUUGUCCUUUUUUUUAAAAAAAAAUGGUUGGCAUCCUGGUCUCUUUGUUUUUCAAAUGAAUGUAACCAGCUCUAGAGCUGACUACAGAGGUGGGCAAGAACUGUCAUUGCCAUGAGCAACACAGUCACUUCAAUAAA